Molecule: messenger RNA, 1134 nt
Organism: Zea mays
Lineage: Eukaryota; Viridiplantae; Streptophyta; Magnoliopsida; Poales; Poaceae
Exons: 1
Coding region: 29-763 (244 amino acids)
Source: RefSeq, marked predicted
GCAGACUCAUGUGAUUGAGCAACAUGAUAUGUCCAUUGAUGAAUAUUAUUCUGCCUUUGAUCGACUUAUGAGUGCAUUGACCUCCAUGGUCCCCGCUUGUACUGCUGUGCCUUGUCCAGCCCACAAGUUCAUUGAGAAGUUCUUUACCUACAGAUUUGUUAUGGGAGUUCGACCUGAAUUUGAUUCCCUUCGUGCAAGGCUGCUUCACAGUUCGGAUACUCUCACCAUGGCUCAUGCAUUGUCUGAAUUGCUUGCUGAAGAGACUCGUCUGAAGUCUAUGUCCUCUAUUACUGGUGUGAGUUCUCAUAGUGUGUUGGCUGCUGCUCAGAGGUCUAGGAACACCUCCUUUCAGCCUUGUGAACACUGCAAAAAGACCACUCAUCGGUCUGAGAACUGCUUUGCUAAGUUGCCAGAGAAGUUGGCUGAUUUUCGUGUCCGUCGUGCUACUCGUGGUCGUGGUACAGGACCAUCUCCUAGAGGCUCAGUUGCGGUUGCUGCUACUUCAUCUGCUGGUGCUUUGUCAUCAUUUUGGGUUCUUGAUUCUGGAGCUUCCUUUCAUGAUCAGUCACGGCUGGCGUCUACUACACCUGUCACCGAGGGUACUUCUGUUCAGACUGCUGAUGGUACAUUAUGUCAUGUCACCCACAAGGGUUCUCUUUCUGAUUCAACUUUUACUGUCCCAAUUAUAUUUUGUACCUCAGUUAUCCAUGGAUCUACUAUCAGUUGGUCAAAUUACCGAUCACAAUUGUUUUGUUGGAUUUGAUGACUCAUCUUGUUUUGUACAGGAUCGCAAAACAAGGGAUGUGAUUGGGACUGGCCGUCGCCGUAAAUCUUCGCCUCGCCUCUACAUCUUGGACACUUUGCGUCUUCCUUCAUCCCUUACCACUACACCUCAUGUACUCGCUGCUUCGGGCCCCAAGACGUCAUUCGCCCAGUGGCAUCAUCGUCUAGGCCACUUAUGUGGAUCCCGUCUGUCUACUCUAAUAAAGUCAGGAUGUUUAGGCUCUACUCAUGUUGAGUCUAGUUUUCAUUGUAAAGGUUGUCAUCUUGGAAAACAAAUACAACUUCCAUAUUUUACUAGUAAUUCCCAUUAUGCUAAACUUUUUGAUCUAAUUCACUCAGAUGUUUGGGGUC